Capsella rubella is the source of this 2568-nucleotide messenger RNA. RefSeq names its product histone-lysine N-methyltransferase, H3 lysine-9 specific SUVH5. The transcript has 3 exons. Gene Ontology annotation, cellular component: nucleus. Lineage: Eukaryota; Viridiplantae; Streptophyta; Magnoliopsida; Brassicales; Brassicaceae. Gene Ontology annotation, molecular function: protein binding; zinc ion binding; histone methyltransferase activity. The record is from RefSeq and is a predicted model, not a curated record. Bases 195 to 2309 code for a protein of 704 amino acids.
GGUUAGAGAGAGCAGUUUAACAACAACCACAAGAGAGAGAGAGAGAGGUUAGAGAGCAUGAGAUGCAUGCUGCGAUAAGAAGAGUUAUCUUAGUGAGCAAAUGCCAAAUUACCCAAUUUGAGUAGGCGACUCAAAUCUCCCGCUCCGGCCAAUCGAUCUCCGCCAAUUUGAUUUCGCCUGGAAUUGGAGAUAACAUGGUACAUUCAGAGUCAUCAGUACUUAGUUCGUUGCGCGGUGGUAGUGAUUUUUCUAAGGAUGAAGUAGCAACAUCAGUUUCAGGUAAUGGUAGCUACACUGAUCCUGUGGUUAGGAGGAAGUCCAAGCGGUUUAAGGUUGCAGCAGAAAGUGAGUUAUCUCCUGAUUGUGGAUCGGUUUCCAAGCGACUCAGAUCGAGAAGUAUUCAGAAGGAGGUCCUAAUUGAGACUUGCGAGAACAGGAAUGUUUCUGAUGACUGUGUUCUUUCUUCUGAAGCUGAGGUUGUGUUGAUUCCUCGAGAAAACGUGGUCGCGCAGGAUCGCUUGAUAUCUAUUGAUGUACAUUUUUGCAAGGACAUCGACGUUGGGGUAACCGAGAGCGCUGAAUCUCAUCGAGUUAACUUGCAGACCCAACUGAAAGAUAAGAAUCUGCUGGGGAACACAAGUGAGCUUUAUACGGUGGAGGUCCAGCCUCCAAGCAUUAGCUUGCAAGAAGAUGCGGUGGUGGGGUCUGUUUACAGGCAAAGCAUCACUACAAGAAAACAGCUUCGCGGAAGAACGAUUUCUGUAGUGAGAGACUUUCCUCCAAAUAUGGGGAGCAUAUUUCCAAAGAGUGGAAAGACCUUUGAAGUUCCUAUUUCGGUGGAAGAGAAACAUUUUGUUCUGAGGAAUUCAGAUUCGGGAGACCAUUUAAGUCAAUCUCCUGAUGAAAUCAUAUCACCAGAGGUUUUGGAGCCAUCGGAACUAGAGAAAGAGAAGUCGAAGGUUACAGUUCCAAAACCAAUUGAGGCUGCAGGUAGAAGAGGUACUCAUAUUAUUGGAACUGUGCCUGGUGUAGAGGUUGGCCAUGGAUUUCAAUAUAGAAUGGAGCUGAACUCUCUUGGUAUACAUAGACCAAGUCAAGGCGGUAUCGAUUAUAUGAAAGACGAUAGCGGAGAACUAGUUGCCUUGAGUAUCGUAUCAUCUGGAAAUUAUGAUGACGUGCUUGAUAACUCGGAUGUCUUGAUCUAUACAGGUCAAGGCGGAAAUGUUGGGAAAGGAAAGAAAAAUAUUGAACCCAAAGACCAACAGCUUGUAAGAGGAAACCUCGCGUUGAAAAACAGUAUACACAAAAAGAACCCUGUGCGGGUCAUAAGAGGCUACAAAAAUACGACAUUAGAAUCAUCAGCUGCUGUAAAGAAUUAUGUUUACGAUGGAUUGUAUCUGGUGGAAGAAUAUUGGGAAGAAACCGGGUCUCACGGUAAGCUCGUCUUCAAGUUCAAACUGCGACGUAUUCCUGGACAACCCGAGCGUUCCUGGAAAGUGGUUGAGAACUCAAAGAAAUCCGAGUUACGGGAAGAUGUUUGCAAUGUUGACAUCUCAGAAGGGAAAGAGGCAUUACCCAUACGCGCUGUGAACAAUUUAGACGACGAGAAACCCCCUCCGUUUAUCUACACGGUUAAAAUGAUAUAUCCGUAUUGGUGCCGGCCAAUUCCUCCAAAGAGCUGCGGUUGCACAAAACGCUGCUCGGAAUCAAAAAAUUGUUCCUGCGUAGCGAAAAACGACGGAAAGAUACCGUACAAUUAUGAUGGAGCCAUUUUAGAAGUAAAGCCCCUGGUUUAUGAGUGUGGACCACACUGCAAAUGCCCGCCUUCUUGCUACAUGCGAGUCUCACAGCACGGGAUCAAGAUACAGCUGGAGCUCUUCAAAACAGAGUCAAGGGGAUGGGGAGUCAGAUCGCUUGAAUCUGUUCCAGUGGGAAGCUUCAUCUGUGAGUACGCAGGAGAGCUUUUAGAGGAUAAACAAGCUGAAAUACUAACAGGGAAAGAUGAGUAUCUCUUUAACCUCGGGAAGGAAGAGGAUCCGUUCACCAUAGACGCAGCACGGGAAGGGAACAUAGGGAGAUUUAUAAACCAUAGCUGCUCGCCGAAUAUGUACGCUCAGGACGUAUUGUACGACCAUGAUGAAACCAGAAUUCCUCACGUGAUGUUCUUUGCACAGGAAAAUAUACGUCCGCUUGAGGAACUCACGUACGAUUACAACUAUAAGAUCGAUCAGGUACGCGACUCCAAUGGUAAUAUCAAGAAGAAAUUUUGCUAUUGUGGCUCGGCUGAGUGUUCUGGUAGACUCUACUAAUAAUCUGUUGGUACCACUUGUAUUCUCUUCAUUUUCCGUUUGAUCUCCAGUUCUGAAUAAGCAAAUUAGUGGACAGCUUGAGCCAAAAUUACAGUACAUAUUUGGUGUUAGUGAUGUUUAGCUGCAUUGUUUCAUUCUUCAGUAAUUCCCAGACUCUUACCAUAAGCCAAGUCUUUCAUUACUUAUUCUUCAUACUCUUGCAUUGUUAUGUAUUUGCAACUCUUGUUUUGUGUCUGUGUGUAUGUAUGUGUAUUCCUUC